Porites lobata is the source of this 2808-nucleotide messenger RNA. The record is from the annotation of a GenBank genome assembly. NCBI's taxonomy places the organism in Eukaryota, Metazoa, Cnidaria, Anthozoa, Scleractinia, Poritidae.
AUGGAUAUAGAAGAAGCUAAAAAAUUUGCAAGAAAUAAAGUCGAAGCUGAUGCUUUGAUUCGACAGGUGAGAGAUGUUAUAAAAACAACAAAAUGGCAAAAACAAGAUAUGAGAGAGGGUUUUAAAGAGACAUUUAAACCACUUAUUGAAUCACAGGAUAGCAUUAAAAAAAGUAUCGACGAACAACAAAACGCAACUAUAGCACAACUCAGAGCUAAUCAACUUGCUCUUACACAAGGACUUAAUCAAAACAGACUUGCUAUAACUGAGGGAUUUGAUAAACUUGACGAAGUAAAAAAAUGGGAUUUGGCUCAAUUACCUGGUUUUGAGGCGAUUGAAGAGCCUAAAGAAGACGAAGAAGAAUACGAAGAAAGCAAAGAAUAUUUACCCUCUACAUCAGACGAAAAACCAAAAAUAGUAAAAUAUAAAGAUGAAGACCUAGAUAGAUAUUUAUUGAGUAAAGAAACACAAGAUAUACUAAAAUCGAAUGGUUAUGAUAAUCUGCCUUCCCAUUAUUUAAAAGAAGAUAAUUCUACUAUUGACAAAUUAAUAGAAGAAGUCAAUAUUGAUUUAAAUAACAUAAAAGAUUUGUUAAAAAACACUGCUGAUAUUUAUCCCAACAAAGCAGGUUAUUAUUUUGCUAAAACAAAAAGUGAAAAUCCAAAAAGAAAAGCAAUAGAAAAUGUGAAAAAUUUCAACGCAUUAAGCACAUAUGCUACAAACUUAAGUAUUCUUAAGUAUUACAAAGAUAAAGAAAAAUUUGGCUCUGGAAUGAUUUACUUUAAUAACCCACAUCAACUUCUAGACAGACUUGAACUACCCGGUGGAUCAAUUCUAGCUGGUAAUAAUGGAGUGAUAAAUGAGUUUUCUCAAAUAGCUCAUCUUCUCAACCAAAUGAAAGUAAUCUCAAAAAAAACAACUAAAUGACUUACUAAAAAUAGGUGAACCUACGGUUCCCCUAUAACCCCUCCCUGAAAAGGAAUAUAAACAUUAGAUAAAAUGGAAGAACGAGCUAUUCACAUUUCUUCAAUAAAUAGAGAAAAAAGAGGAACAAGCAGACCUGGUGAUUUUACUAUCAAAUUUAACCCAUCUUUGAAACUUGAUCCUGAAAAGAGACAUCAACUUGCUCUUGAUCGGUUGUCCAUGACUUAUUCUUGGUACAACAUUAGAAGUGAUUAUGGAAACAAUAAAAUUAAAUACACUCAUGAUGGUACCAACUGGCAAACAAUUACUCUUACAGAUGGAAUGUAUUCCUACUCAGAUAUCAAUGAUUACAUUCAUCAAUAUAUGUCUCAAAAGUCUCAUCACUCAACAGAUUCAAGUGGAAAAAAGACUUAUUCAAUCAAUCUAACUUUUAUACUAUCUACCUAUAGAGUGUUAGUAUCACUUGAAGGCGAUUAUCAACUUGAUCUGAGAGGAACAGAAUGUGGAGAACUGAUUGGAUUUGAAAAGAAACUUAUGUACAAAAACAGAGUAUGGAUCAAAACUACCAAAUAUCACAAAUUCGAUUGAUGUGUUAAAUAUCAACACAACCGCAAUAACUAAUAGCAUUGUAAAUGGAAUAAACACAAAUACUAUUGCUGUGAUACCAACUGAUAAUCUUACAAGGUCUUAUCCAUUUACGUUUGAACCUAAAAGACCAUUGUAUUGUCCUUUAUCAUCGUAUCACAUUGAUGAAAUGAGAGUCUAUGUGACAGACUCACUUGGAAGACCUGUAAAUUUUAAUGGUCUUGAUUGGUUUAUGACUUUGACACUUCACUCGAUGUAAUACUUUGUAUAACUAUUAAAAUAAAAUGAUGCGACAAUCAGAGUUUAAAAAAAAACUUGACCCUGAAUUGGGGCGAUAUACAAGACAACAUAUUUAUGGAGAAGGAAUAACAGAUGUUUUUAAAUCAUUUGGUAAAAAAAUAUUUGGAAAGACAAUGAAAAAAGCUGCUAAAAAAGGCGUUGAAAAAGCUGUGACAACAGCUGCAACAAAAACUGGUGAACAUGUUGGCAAAAAAGCCGGUGAUAAGAUAGUGCAAAUGCUAACCAAAAGUAAUAAAACGCCAAAAGUUACUUUUAAUAAAAAUGUUGAAAUAAUUCCAAACAAAAAAAUAACUCAACAAGAAAUAAAUCAAAGAGUGAAUUCUAUUCUGAGUGGUGGAAAAAUUAUAUAAUUAUUAAAAUAAAAUGAAGUCCUUUAGAAAUCCAGAAUAUUUAGAAAGAUAUGAAGAUGUUGUUUUUGACCUUGAACAGGCUUUAGAAACACCUGGAAAUGGUGCUCACCAAACUAAAACAGGUCAUAGAUUUGUUGCUGAUAAUACAGGUGAGGCCACUCCAUUUGAUUGGUAUAACGCGCGAUUUUCAGUAGAUUUAAAAGUUAAUCAGCUAGCUGCUGGAGCUGAUAUAGAUGCUGAUGGGGAUCAAAUGGGAAUAGUAAAUGGAAGUAGUUCUCUCAUAGAAAAGUUAACCAUCCUAGCAAAUGGUAGAGAUGUUUAUAGUUGCAACUAUGCUAAUCAUGUAGUAAAUAUCAAAAAUUUGCUUGAGUAUAAUCUUUCCUAUGUUAAGAGUGUAGCUACAAAUGAAUUUUAUUAUCUUGAUACAACAAGACAUGCUGAAAGAACAGAAUUUACUAUAAAUAACACAGGCGUCACUGGAGGAGCUAAUGUUGUUAAGGGGCGAGCUGCAAAUUAUAACAAAGGUUUUGCUGUGAGAAAAGCAUUACUAGGCGACUCAGCAACAGUGCGAUGUGAAAUUCCCCUCAACAGAUAUUCUUUCUUUGUGGCAUUAGAAAACAAACUUCUUCCAAAUACAAAAAUUGAAUGA